Tachysurus vachellii is the source of this 5740-nucleotide messenger RNA. RefSeq names its product alpha-kinase 3a (gene alpk3a). Bases 239 to 5491 code for a protein of 1750 amino acids. Gene Ontology annotation, biological process: protein phosphorylation; cardiac muscle cell development. The transcript is spliced from 15 exons. Gene Ontology annotation, cellular component: nucleus. Gene Ontology annotation, molecular function: protein serine/threonine kinase activity; ATP binding. The record is from RefSeq and is a predicted model, not a curated record. Lineage: Eukaryota; Metazoa; Chordata; Actinopteri; Siluriformes; Bagridae.
CUGGCACCACAUGCUCAGCCAUGAUUGACAAUUGCAGAGCUUUGGUCCAGCGAAAGCUGCCUCUAAACAACUAGAAAAACACCCGAAUGCAGCUCCAGACUCAGUAGAGUGGAGUUUUGUUUUUUUUUGGAGUAGAUUUUUGGAUAGCAGAGACUGUUUAUUUCCAAACAACAGAGCUAUUCUACAGCAAGACACUGUAUUCAUUUGGAUUAUAUAAACCACAGUAUUUUUUUGGACAAUGACAUCACGGAGGCCAAUGGCCAAUUCAUAUUCAGGCAAUGGGAGAUAUGGCAGUCAAAAUGGGGAUGAUGUCCUUUCACCACGUUUAGAUAGCCGAAGCUACCUCUCCAAUGUCCGGCCUGAAAACAGGUAUUCAAACUACAAACCAGUGAGGAGUACAUUUUGUACUGUCAUGUCUCAACUGACAGAAGAAACUCAGCCAUGUUUUGAGACUACCAUUAAGUCCAAGGCGGUAUCAGAGACCUGCAAUGUGAAAUUCACCUGUGUGGUCACAGGAUACCCAGUUCCUGAACUGACUUGGUAUAAAGAUGAUAUGGAAUUAGACAGAUAUUGUGGUCUUCCCAAAUAUGAAAUUUUUUGCAAUGGCAAAAUCCAUACGCUUCAUAUCUACAACUGCACAGUGGAUGAUGCAGCCAUCUAUCAGGUCUCAGCCAGGAACAGCAAGGGUAUUGUCUCUUGUUCUGGGGUGUUAGAAGUGGGCACCAUGAGUGAAUACAAAAUCCACCAGAGGUUCUUUGCCAAACUCAAGCAGAAGGCUGAGCUAAAACGAAGAGAGUUAGAGCACAGUUACUGCCAAGAGAAAGACAACAUUCACCAAGAACACCUGAGCAGAAGCCAGAAUAAUGUCAGGUGGUUUGAUCGUCUAGUAUAUCAAUCUGUGCAGGUUGGAGAGGAUAAUGAAGCAACAGGAGAGGAAAUAACUGAGGAGCAGCCAGAAACUUCUAAUGAGGAGUUGAAUAAAAUGUCAGUGAAAGUUAACAGAUAUCCGAUGAGAUCUGAUAGAAGACAAGAAAAUGACAGGCAGCAUAUGAGCUCAGAUCAACAGCUUAUCUAUGGUUCUGAGAAGACAGACACUGGUGGUACCACUACUCUCACCAAAGAGAAAGAAAGCAGAAAUAAUAUCACAUUAUCUAAUGGAUUUGAUGAGGCGUUUACCACUCAGUCUAACCAAGUUGUAGUUGGAGGGAAGGAUACACAGGAAGGAAUGAGCCUGGCAAAAAUUUUGUCCUUGCAAAUAAAACUGUGUGAAGAACAUCAAAAGACUACACUUCAGUCACAGGAGCUUACAAGUAAUAAAGGCAGCACAAUUCAAGAAAGGGACAGAGAGAAGAAGGUGGAUCAAGAGUGGGAAAAUAACUGGAAAGGAGAACAAGAAGGGUCAUUGGAAAAAGAUCUAGAUUUUAAACAACUUGAGCCUGAACAUAGACCUGCAGAUGUUUCUGAAGCAAAGAUGACUGCAUACAAAGAACCAGAGUAUCAGCAUAAGUCGGCACUCAGCUCAGUGUUUCAUUCCCUAAAGGAUAUAUUCUUUGGCAAAAAUAAAAAAUCACCUGAGAACACAGACUUCUCUAUGAAAGUAAAUGACCUAAAUAUUGAAAAAGAUAUUUUGGCUGUUAAUACAGAAGCAUAUUGCCAUCUCCCACAAACACUGCCACAACGAUAUGACACAACAUCAGGUGUUUGUGGUACCAUGCCUGAUCAGCUUGCACCUGUGUCAGGAGAUCAGCAAAAUCCCUCAUUACAUAUAAAAAACAAAAUGGAAAGUCUGAAUUUGGAUAAUCACAUUCAUGGGUUUACUACAAAUUAUAUCAAAGAUAUUUCCCAAGUUUCAAAGAUUCAUCAUGAGAGUGUAGAAAAGGAAAAGGAAACUGGUCCAGAAGCACUUCAGAGGAACACCUUGUUGACAGCUCAUGAGGCUUCAGAUGACCAUACAGAUCCCAAUAAUGAUGUACCUAACAUGGAUCAAGAAAUGCAAGCUGUAAAGCAAGAAGAUUAUGCAGUAUUCAGUCUGAUGUCAACAGCCUCUAUGCCACAGCCAAGCAGGUCAAACCAAGUCAGCCGAGCAACUCUCUUGGUGCCCAAAAAUUGUGUGCAAAAGGACGGUAUUAGUGAGGAUAAGAAAAAAGCAGAAUGUCACCACAUCACAGAAACUAACAAGAUGGAUGUGGCAAUAGCAGAAUCAGCAUAUUUCAGAAAUAAGUCUGAGGCAGACACUGCUGACGAGAGGGAAAAAUGCAGUGCCAUUUCUCAAGAUAAAUCAACCCUAGUACUUGACACGAAUCAUGGAGAAUCAGAUAUGAUGGAGAGCAUGAUUACAAAAAAUAAAAGUUCUAUUCUGUUUCUUAAUAGUUUUAUGGAAAAUGUUCAAGAGUUUACAUCAAACAAGGUUAGUCAUGAUAAUCUCAAGUUAGAAUCAGUAAGCAGCAUUGCACAGAAUGAUAAUAACACUGAAGCAAUAAAGGUUGAUAGUAUUGAAAGACUGAAGAAGAAGCAAGAUAAAAGUAAAGGAAAAAUGAUGAGUAAUGAAAACAAGCAGAGAGUUGAUAGCAAAGGUCUGAUCUCUGAGCAAGGUACAGGAAUUUCUCAUUUUCAAAAGCAACCAGAAUUGGAGGGUCUAAAGAUUCAUUUAAAUUUAAAAGUAGAAAAAACAAAGAUAGAUUCAAAAGUACUACCAGAAAAGCACACAGUUGAGUCUAGGGAACAAUUUGUUGUUUCUCCUAUUGUAAUUCUUCCUGACACACGAGAAACAGUCAUCAAAAAUGUGGCAAAGAUGAGAGCUAUGCCAUUUACACCAGAAAUCAAGGUUACGGUCCCAGAAAAAGUCAGACAAGAGGAGCCAUUCAGUGUCCCUAGAAUAGAUGUUCUGUUAUCAGAACAUGAGAGAGUUAGCCAUCCAGUAGUUCAUGACAUUACAUUUAUGCAUAGAGAUAAUGAACCUUUUUAUGAGGAGACAAUGGGUACUGCCUUAGUAGCUCCAAAAAAAAAUACCAGAGAUGACAGAGUGGAGUUAUUUGCAGAACCUGUAGAUGUUAUGCCUCCUCAGCAUGAAAAGAAUGCUGACUGGUUUCAAUCAGAUCAGAAAACCACAGGGGUUAAAACAGAAUAUGUAGAGACUCAAAUUGGGGAUUGUGAAAAACCAUCUGUCAGUAAUGAGUUGAGCAGAGAAAAUGACAGCAAUAGUAUCCCUAUAAUCAGCAUAGCAUGUGCCGAUGAUAUUAAACCCAUUCAAGAGCAGGAGAAAAAAUAUGGAAAACCUGUCUUUCAAGAUACAGUUAAUCAAGACAUUGCAGCCCUUAACAUUCAAACCCAUUCAUCCUCAUUUAACCCCAAAACACAUGUAGAAAGCAGUACAGAAAACAUUAAAAAAAAGGAAAUAGUACUAGAGUCUUUGACUAUCAUUAGUGAGGCUGUGGGUGAUUUUGAAAGUGUAUCUAGUUAUAACAAAAAUCAAAUAGUUGAGAAAGCUGCAUUGCAAAAACAUGCAACUGAGAGAAGAAACUUGUUGGAGACUCAACUGAGCUCUGAUGUCUCCUCAGCAUUACCACCAAUUCAAAAUACCACUGCUUGUACCACUGAUGUAUGUCCAGAAAAAGAAGCAAAAGUAGAAGUAGAUACUGAUAGGUGUCAAAGAGAUAAACCUGCUAUGGAAAAACUUGGCCUGACAACCCCUGUUGGACCAACACUUCCCCCACUUAGCCCAGCUAGUUUGCGUAAGCUUAUGGCAAAGAAUAACCCAAACUUGGAAAGCCAGGGUUCUACUGUGACCCUAUUAGUUGAUGGAAGUGAGAAGAAAGGCGAUGAUAGUGGAGGCAGCACACCCACAUCCACUCUAUCCUGUGAGAGCAGCCCCAAGAUGAAACGACGAGACAGUCUUACUCUUAUCCCCUCUGCUACCCCAGAGGAACUGGCAUCUGGGGCUCGCAGAAAAAUUUACUUAGCCAAAACAAAAUCUGAAGAUGAUGGCCCAGACAUCCUAAACAAGAGAGACAGCCCAUACAUGUCACCCAGCCAGGCACGCAGGGCUGCUUUUUUGCAACUUCAGAGUGGGCAACAAGCACAGCACAUGGAAAAACGUUCACCUAUGUUAGGUCGCCGAAAAACCAUGGUGGAGGUGCAAAAACCAAAGGAGGAGCAUUCAGAGGAGACUAAUUUGUCAAACACACAGAGCAAACCAACACAAAAGGCAAUGCUAGACCCCUACAAAGCUCCUCAGGUAAUCCGCAAGAUCAGGGGAGAACCCUUUUUAGAUGCCUUGCACCACUUAAAGUUGUGGUGUCAAUUCUUUAAUAUACUCAGUGACUCCACAAUCAAGUGGUUCAAAGAUGAUAUAGAGAUUGCAGAAAUUAAAAGAAGUGCUGGAGAUGAAAGUCAAGUGGCACUAGCCAUUGUUCAAGCAUCAAACAGAGACUGUGGAGUAUAUGGCUGCACAAUCAAGAAUGACUAUGGCACUGACACAACUGACUACGUACUCAGCUCAGACAUACUGGCUGAGUUCUUCAUACAAGAUGAUUCAGAAGUGGGAGAGGAGAUUGAGAUGACACCCUUGCUGUUCAACAAAGGCCUGGUGGACCCCGGCUACUGGGGUAACAAGCUAUUUGGUCGCAUUAUGAUGGAAGAACUGCACAUUGGGGAAGGAAUUGCACACAAAAUCAGCAGAGCCAAGGUCAUCUACGGUCUGGAUCCUAUCUUUGAUUCAGGAACCACCUGCAUUGUCAAAGUCAGAAACCAAAUUGUGUAUGGGACCAAAGAGGAAAACUGCUUAGCUGAGAUCAAUUUAGAGAUCACCAAACAGGAAUGUAAAAUCCAUAACACAGUCCGGGAAUACUGCAAAAUCUUUGCUGCUGAAACAAGAGUGAUUGAUAAAUUUGGUUUCGCACUAGAAGUGAUUCCAUUAUAUUUGAUCUACCGGCCUGCCAACAACAUCCCAUAUGCAACAAUAGAGGCUGAAUUAAAGGGGGUGUACCUGACAUACUGCACUGUGGAUAAGACUGGAAGACUGCUCACUCAAUGUACAUCUGAAGUGGAGCAGAAAUGCUGUACAUUUCAGCACUGGAUCUACCAGUGGACAAAUGGCAAUCUACUGGUCACCCAGCUAAAAGGUGUAGGCACAAAGAUCACAAAUGUUAAGAUUGUCACCAGGUCCAAAGGGUAUCAGAGUCUCACAGAUAAUGGUUCCCCAAAGAUAUUGGAAGAAUUUGUCAUCCAACAUCAGUGCAAUUACUACUGUGGGUUGCUAGGCUUGAGGGUCCUGACAACUAUGGAUUCUUUGCAGCAGUCAAAGAUAAAAACAUCUAGGAGUCCUAUGCUGGCUCGUAGGGUGGGUCUUGCUGAUUCAUCGAGCCCGCAGCUUCAGAGGAAGGUCUCAAGCAACCCUCAACUGGCCAAGAGUCCCAAGGUAGCCAAAAAGACAGAUAAAGAUGGGGAGAACAACCCUGCUCCCAAACAUAAAACAAUGGAACCAAAUCUGUAAAAAUGAGGUAAAGACAAUUUUUUUGUUAAAAAUAAAGAAGCCAUCAGAGCAUUUUCUUUUAAAUUUUCACUUUAAGUCAUUUUUCUCAAUUACCUUAUGAUCUAAUUUAGAAUUUGGAUGGCUGAAAAUGUACACUUUGUUUAUAUGAAGCCUGCUAGCUUAAAAUAAUGGCCCUUGUUCAUCAAUGUUGGUCAAACCUGAUUGUAAAGUAAGCAUGCAUAAAUAAAUUAAUAGAGUUUCCUAACCAUC